GGUUGUUUACUCUUCCUCAACUGUGAAGAGAGCCCAGGGUGACUGUUUUUCUCCUGGUUGCUGAGAGAGGAGAAAGAUUACCUGCUGCUAACAGCAGUCACAGCUGCUGACGUUUGUUUGAGGGUUUGUCUCAUCAGACAGUGCUCUGGAAGUGUGGACCCUUUUAUGAACGAAGAGAUGGAGACUCCGGGCAUUUGUUCAGGGACAGACUGGUUGGAGAUGGAGAGUCAGAAGAGAAUCCAAGCAGCCAGUCUUGGUGGUGCUGCAGUCUUAAGGGGCUGAUGGCUGAUGUUGCCCUUGGGCCCAGCCUCGUCCAAGACACCUUGGCACUGCCACCAUCCUGGCCAGGAUGGGCCUGCUGUUCCUUGUCUGGCUGUUGCCACUUUCCUGCGUCUUGGGACUGCCAUUCUACAACGGCUUCUACUAUUCCACUGGCCUGCAUAGCAGGGCCCUGGGCAAUGGCUACGGGGAAGGCCUAUUCAAUGGAGUGAAGUUGGUGGUGGAGACGACUGAGGAGUCUCUGUUCAGUCACCGGGGAGCCAGUGUGACCCUGCCCUGCCGCUACCACUAUGAGCCAGCCCUGGCUUCCCCGAGACGCGUGCGCGUUAAGUGGUGGAAGCUGUCCGAGAAUGGAUCCCCAGAACGGGAUGUGCUCGUGGCCAUCGGGCAGAGGCACCGCUCCUUCGGGGACUACCAAGGGCGAGCACACCUGCGGCAGCACAAACCGCAAGAGGUGUCGCUGGAGCUUAGGGACCUGAGGCUGGAGGACUCUGGGCGCUACCGCUGCGAGGUCAUUGACGGGCUGGAGGACGAGAGUGGCCUGGUAGAGCUGGAGCUUCGGGGCGUGGUUUUUCCAUACCAGCCCCGUGAAGGACGCUACCAGCUCAACUUCCACGAGGCCCAACAGGCCUGCCAGGAGCAGGACGCGGUGGUGGCUUCCUUUGAGCAGCUCUUCCGUGCCUGGGAGGAAGGCCUGGACUGGUGCAAUGCCGGCUGGCUGCAGGACGCCUCUGUGCAGUACCCAAUAACGCUGCCCCGGCAGCCCUGCGGAGGCCUGGGCCUGGCGCCUGGUGUUCGCAGCUUUGGCCAGCGCCACCACCGCCUGCACCGCUAUGACGUGUUCUGCUUCGCGGCUGCCCUCAAGGGGUGGGUGUACUACCUGGAGCACCCGGAGAAGCUGACCCUGCUGGAGGCCAAGGAGGCCUGUCUGGAAGACGGCGCACAGAUAUCUACGGUGGGCCAGCUCUUUGCUGCUUGGAAGUUCCGUGGCCUGGAUCGCUGUGAUGCUGGCUGGCUGGCCGACGGAAGUGCCCGCUACCCCAUAGUUCACCCCCGUCCCAACUGCGGGCCCCCUGAGUCUGGCGUACGGACAUUCGGUUUCCCAGACCCACGUACCCGCUAUGGCGCCUACUGUUACCGCCUGCUCUAGCAGGGUGGCCAGCUAGCUAGCUGUGCAUCCUCCUGCUCCCUGACUUCCUGGGUCAACUUCCUGACACAAGGGUCCACCUUGUCUCUUGUGGGUUGGGGCGUUGCUUGUGUUGUUUCUAUACGUCCUAACUUGAACAUUUUAAAAAGGUAUUAUUAUUAUUUUGUUUUAUAGACCCAACUCUCAGUUCUCUUGGCAUCCCUCUCUGGGGCGUUUGAGGUCCAUUGGGUUUUAAAAGGCUCUGUCGUGUUCCGGUACAGCUGGCAUCCCUAACCUAAGGAAACUGGUGCCACGCAUGAGCAGGGGCUGCAGCUAGCCCCCUCUCCUUGGCUUAGAGGAGGCAGAAGGAUGAGCGUUGACUCUUUUUUAAUUUCUGCACAGGGUCCUUAGACUUGUGGGUGAGGGCUUAAGGAAGUCCCGCAUCAUCUCCUGGUUCCUGAGUCGGAGUAUCCUUCCCAUGUUCCCUGCUCGGGAGUGACCCUCUGGGUGUGUGUACCUUCUAUGGCCAAUAAAUGGUGCUAUGAUUCCCUUCCUUCCCUU
This is a messenger RNA of Onychomys torridus (southern grasshopper mouse), 1966 nucleotides long. It is a transcript of the gene Hapln3, whose product is annotated as hyaluronan and proteoglycan link protein 3. The transcript is spliced from 5 exons. Gene Ontology annotation, biological process: cell adhesion. The coding region runs from base 350 to 1429 and encodes 359 amino acids. The record is from RefSeq and is a predicted model, not a curated record. Lineage: Eukaryota; Metazoa; Chordata; Mammalia; Rodentia; Cricetidae. Gene Ontology annotation, molecular function: hyaluronic acid binding.